Molecule: messenger RNA, 1825 nt
Organism: Oncorhynchus kisutch (coho salmon)
Lineage: Eukaryota; Metazoa; Chordata; Actinopteri; Salmoniformes; Salmonidae
Product: rhodopsin-like
Exons: 1
Coding region: 411-1619 (402 amino acids)
Biological process (GO): neuropeptide signaling pathway
Cellular component (GO): plasma membrane
Molecular function (GO): neuropeptide receptor activity
Source: RefSeq, a predicted model, not a curated record
UUCAUAUUAAUAUAAUUUUUUAAUCAUACUCUUGAUUAAAAAUGUAAUUUGCUUUACCAUGGAAAUGCAUUUGUGUCAUUAGAAAUGGACAAUAAUGUUGCACUAUAGUCAGAGAUAGAAUAUUACACAUUUGUACAUAAUUGAAUGCUAACAACCUAAACAUAGGCUAUUCACACCCUGGUACAGUAUAUGGUGGUCAGGUUACUCCUUUACACUGAUCCAAGUUUAGUUAGGUUUUUCUCUUCUGUAUUGGGAUACAAUGAGCCUCAUGUGUUCUCCAAGUACUGAAGACAAGAAAUGUAUAGCAAAUGUGAGGUUGAGUCUCUAAGGACUUGUUGUGGGGUUGGACCUGAAGCAUGAUAUUAACAUCCCUUAUACAUGUUGAGCCAUCAAAUAAGGCUCAGACAUAGAUGCCUCAGGUCAUCAUGGAUGCAAAGGAUUGGAUCGAAGCCUUAAUCCGAGGGCUGAUGUGCCUAGUAGGGAUCCUGGGGAACAACUGGCUGGGUCUUCGCUCUCUCCCUGGACCUAAGUCCCAUCUCCGCACCAACGAGCUCCUCUUCAUCAACCUGGCCGUCUCCAACCUCAUCACCAACUACCUGGUGGACCUCCCUGAUACCAUGGCUGACUUUGCUGGCCGCUGGUUCCUGGGGGAAGCCUACUGCGGUGUGUUCCGGUUCUGCUCGGACCUGUCGGAGACCAGCAGUAUCUUCUCUACCUUGUUUAUUAGUGUGUUCUGGUACCAGAAGCUGGUGGGCUCUCUGAAACGCGGAGGAGCUCCGGUCCAGCUGGACAGCCUCUGUCUCGUAGCCUGUCUCCUGGCUGGCAGCUGGACAGUGGCUGGGGUCUUCAGUGUUCCACACUUCUUCUUUGUCCAGGUGGACAGUGGGAAUGAGAGCCACAAGGACUGUAUAGAAGUAUUUCCCUCCCAAACUGCAAGGCAGACCUAUGAGACAUUGUAUCUGACCCUCGCAAACGCCCUCCCCAUCGCUGGUAUAGUGUUCUCCAGCAUCCAGAUUGUGAUCACUCUGCUAAGGAACCAGAUGCGUAUCAAGGGCCUGACUUCUGACCAUCACAAGGGGACAGAUAAUACUCUACCUAACCAGCGGGAGAAGAUGGACAUCUCAGAGAAAUAUGAUGAAACAGGCAUCAAGACUUCUGAUAAAGAGGCAGAUUUACCAAUAGUUGCUUCUCCAGAUUUCCCUCAGAGUUCUAGAAACCAGAGGAUUUCAGACAUCCGCCCCAACCUGCCUGGUGUCUCCUGCUCUGUCCUACCUUGUGCAGGACCCUCUGUUGUACACAGCUCAAUCAGUUCCCCCCUCUACCAGGUUGAGGUUGGUGAGAGCAGAGUCAGAGCUUCACCAGAUCUCCAGAGGACCUCCCAGCCUCCAGCUAAGCUCAGCCCAGGCACGCAGGUGAAGGCAGCCAAGAGCGUGGUGGCUGUGGCCACUGUGUUUGUGGUGUGCUGGGUGACCCACCUCUUACUGAGGAUAUCCAGCAACAUCCACAAGUCCUCCGUAGUGGUGGAGGUGGCCAGCUACAUCGCAUCCUCUUACACCUGCAUCAUACCUUACAUCUUCCUCUAUGGAGUAAAGAAACUGUCUUGCUCCUGCCGAAGGUAGAUAGACAUGGUUAUACACACAUUGCUAAUUUACUGGCAUCAACCCAGACCCACUGCUACGUAGAACUGCUGCUCUUUAGGACAUCUGUGUUGUCUGAAAAUAAAUUGAAAUUAGAUUGGCUAAUCACCAUGAUUUCAUUAGUGUAAUUAUACUACUGUAAACAGGCAGUAUAUCCACAUUUUUCUGGUCAUGGCGGGGCUGCUCUG